AUGGGCCGCGCUUCCACCGACCACUCCACCUCCGGCCAGGACGCGCCGCCCCAGCGGCCGCGUCGCGGCGGCCGCCUCCGACUUCGGCGCCGCCGCCGCCGCCGCCGCUCCCCCACGCCAACCUCCGACGACCCAAGUGCAAGCUCCCAAGAACGCACCCCUUCGUUCUCCGAGGCAUCAGUGUCCGCGCCACCCUCUUACAUCCCUUCCCCGGACAUCCCUGCCGGCACCUACGUCGCCGUCGCCCCUCUCCCCGUCUUCCGCGGCGACCCUGGCGAGUGCCCCGACGCCCACCUCGCCCGCUUCGACCGCGUCUGCCGCGCCAACAACGCCACGUCCACGGCCGACGCCGCCCGUAUCUUCCCGGCCUCCCUCGACGCCGAUGCCGCGCUGUGGUACGAGCUCGCGGCCCCCGCUUCCUCGCCUCCGCCGUGGCACGCCGUCCGCGCGGCCUUCGUCGACUUCUUCCGCCCUCCAGGCGCCGCCAACCGCGCGCGCGCCGAACUCAUGGCGCUGAGGCAGCGCCCCGGCGAGGCUGUCAACAGGUACCACCUCCGCAUGCAGGGGAUCCUCCGGCGGUUCCCGGACGCCAGCACGGACAUCCCCGACGCGUUCCUCACGUCCGCGUUCGUCCACGGCCUACGCGCCGAGUUCCAGGACUGGGUGGCGCCGCAGCGUCCGGAGGCGCUGGACGAGGCCGUGGCGCUGGCACUGAGCUGGGAGCGCGCCGAGGGCUUGCGGGAGGCGCGGCGCGCGGCGAAGGCGUCGGUGGCCGGCAACGGUGGCGUCAGGUGCGGCUUCUGCGGCGCGGAAGGGCACGAGGAGCCGGGCUGCGAGGUGAGGAAGAGAAUGAUGGAGUUGUGGCUGAGGAGCAGUAGCGGUGGGAGGGGAAGCACCAUGCUGGGGACGAUGGGGGAGGAGGCCGAGGAGGGAGGCGGGAGCGCGAGGCUCGGGCGGCUCAGGAGCGCGGUGAGCGCGCGCUCGGCGCGGUGCCAGUGCCGCAAGCAUCAGUGCGGGAAAAAGGCCGCGCCGGCGAGCGAGGUCGCUGGAGGCGGCGAAGGGAAUGGCGCGGCCGCGGACAAGUGA
Messenger RNA from Triticum turgidum subsp. durum (durum wheat), 1086 nucleotides. The record is from the annotation of a GenBank genome assembly. Lineage: Eukaryota; Viridiplantae; Streptophyta; Magnoliopsida; Poales; Poaceae.